Messenger RNA from Lodderomyces elongisporus, 372 nucleotides. RefSeq names its product DNA-directed RNA polymerase I core subunit (gene RPA12). NCBI's taxonomy places the organism in Eukaryota, Fungi, Ascomycota, Pichiomycetes, Serinales, Debaryomycetaceae. Gene Ontology annotation, biological process: DNA-templated transcription; termination of RNA polymerase I transcription. Gene Ontology annotation, cellular component: RNA polymerase I complex. The record is from RefSeq and is a predicted model, not a curated record. Gene Ontology annotation, molecular function: zinc ion binding; nucleic acid binding. Bases 1 to 372 code for a protein of 123 amino acids. The transcript has a single exon.
AUGUCAGUUGUUGGAUCGCUCAUAUUCUGCUCUUAUUGCGGAGACUUACUUGACUCACAUAGUGCAAGUUCCGAUAUUCAGUGCAACAUAUGUCUGGCAUCAUACCCUAAAUCACAAUUUGCCAAUUUGAAGGUGGUGACGAAGAGUGCCGACGAUGCAUUUCCUUCCAAGUUGAAACUGGCCAGAUCAGUUGUCAAAACGAGUUUGAAGAAAGAUGAAUUGGAUGAAGGUGCCACCAUUAAAGAGAAAUGUCCUAAAUGUGGCAACGAAGAAAUGCAGUAUCAUACAUUGCAACUUCGAUCUGCUGAUGAAGGUGCUACAGUUUUCUACACCUGUACAGAAUGUGGAUACCGAUUUAGAACCAAUAAUUAA